CUCAUAUUGAAGAUAUGAGAAAUAGGAGCUGCAAAAUAUUCUAUCAGUAGCUUUCCAUCUAAAUUGUCAAUACCAGGUGGUUGCUCAUUAUUAACAUUACUGGCCAGCAACAAUUUGUUCACCUCUUCCACGCUAACUUUAUGAUUAAAAAACAAAAAAACAAAUGAAAUGUUAAUUUACGUUGCUUUUCUUUCAUAACAAUGAAGAUCUAACCAGAGUGAAGAGAGUCCAUGUAUGCAUGGGAUUGGUUAUGUGCACAUGUAGGCCUAUUUAACAUUCAUUCAUUCAGGCCACACCGGAUGCAUUGUUUUGACGCUGGCUUCGUUUCACUCCUAUUUGUCUAGUUGAUUGUGAGAAGUGACUCCUGAAAUGUAUGUGUUUCCUUGCAGAAAUUGCAUUCAUGUUUGAAACGAAUGGGGCUGUUGAAUUAUGCUGCUCCUGUGUUGUCCGGUACUUGAGUAGCUCGUUCCCCGGUGAGAAAGUCUCUCUGUGAGAGGAAUGGCUGGUUUGUGUUCAAGGUAUCGGAUGGUGAAGAGGAAGAGCUAGCUGUGUGUUGAUAGUCGGUGUCCUCCGGUACCGUGGAGAAUAAUGGAGCCUUUUCCUCAGAGGUACUGUAGGUUGAAAUCCACAGUAUCACUUUCAGGUUGAAGCUGUUGUUGCUCUAUUCUCAAACAACUGGUGCAUUUAUCAGGGGGCACUGCCAUCUAGUGGAGGAAUUAGUGAACGUCUGGUUUGCGUGACAUCACUGCAUUAUACAGCAGGUCUCAUGUGUUUAUGAUUCAUUGCUGAUUUUUGUUGUAUUCUUUUAGGAUGCACUCAUGCAUAUUGACCUGGAACCAUAGGUUCUGUGUCUAAAAUUGUCUUUCCAAACACUGUUGUCUAUGUUCUUUAAAGACACAGGAUUUUUUUGUAUUCAGACCAGUUGUUCUGCCCUUGCUCACACAGAGGCCAGGAUUUUUCUGCAUAGAAAAGUAUUGGGCAGGGAGCCUAAGUGUUUUUUUUUUCGGAUGGAAGAACGUUUUCAGUGUAAACUUAAAGGAAGUAAAACUAACAAUCACGUAAAUAAAAGCUAGAGAGUCAGGGAAAAUCCAAAAUGUAAAAAAAUGGAGUAUUUUUGUCAUGGCAUGGGGCCCACAUUGAUUUUGUUAUAAUGUUUGAGUCACUCUGAUAGCAUAAGCCAUGACAAAAUAAUUGCAGGAAAUUUGCUGUAAAACAGCUUCUGAAGUUUUUGGACUGUGACUGCACCAUUGGCCACUCCCAUGGCCACUCCCAUGGCCACACCCACCAACUAAGGCCCUUUCCCCCCCCUUUUUUUUAUCCAGAAAAAACGCAGUCUUUAUUUACAAUGCAAACACUGUAUCCUGAACCUAAACUAUACCCUCUCUGCUGGCUUCGAAGCCUGCAUUUGCAUGCAGCUCAUCCUGCACCCGCGAAUUUCCUUCCCUUUUUGCUCUGCUGUCUGUGCUGACAAAUUGCACAUCUGUUAAGAUAAAUGAUCUUGAAGGACAGAGAAUAACCGCCUGUAGAUGGAGUGUGAUAUUCCCCCAUGUCUCUCAUCACUCACCAGUGAUGGCGCUAGGCUCACUGACCUGUUAAGAUUGAAUUCACCGCUCAUCACUUUCUGUCUGACUCCUCCCACUCCCAGGCUGGGUGUCAUAUCAUGGUGAUAGAGAGGGUGUGUCCUUGCCUCCUCUCCCCCCUUUGGGAGGUGGAGCUGUCCAUCUGCUUUCUCUGUCGUCCCUGCUCUACGGGCUCACUGUGCUCAGUAGGGAGGGGCACCUAGCAUCACAACACAGCAAGCGCUUGUGUGUUACUGGGAGAGAGUGUGAACUGUGCAGCAGGAGGGCAGCCAUAGCCUGAGCCACGGGUGCUCACGCACCAGCGAGGGGAGAUUGUAGCUGGUACUGCUAGCUGCCUGCAGCGAGGGAGCUAGCUGGGAGACCUGUGGAGACGGGAGACUAUGAGGAGGGGGUCUGGACUGGACUGUCUGUCGACAUGCUGAGGAAACUCGUCUGCAGGAAGAUCUGUGCCUAUAAGAACUAUGAUGAUGAUGAUUCGGUGGACGGGGGGCGGUCCUCCUCUUCUAAGGGCCCGUCGUCAGGGAAGAAGGCAGUGAGCAUGGGGUCGUUCCGUAGGCCCAGCUCUGCUUCCAGCACCAAAUCAACAGGGAGAGAUGGUCCUAGUGCGGCUGCUGCAGGGGCUGUGGAUGAGGAGGACUUCAUCCGGGCCUUCGAGGAAGUGUCCACUAUGGAACUUUUCUCUAACAGGGAAAUGGAGGACGCCAUGACCAAGAUCAGAGAGGUGCUGGCCGACGACAAACGAGACUGGGAGCACAGAGUCACUGCGUUGAAGAAGAUGCGUUCUCUACUCCUGGCGGGAGCGGUGGACUUUGACGGUUUCUCCCAGCAGCUGCGUCUCAUGGAGGCAGCCUUCAAGAUGUCCGCUAAAGACCUGCGCUCUCAGGUGGUCAGAGAGGCCUGCAUCACUCUGGGCCACCUGUCCUACAUCCUGGGGAACAGGUUUGACCACUGUGCAGAGUCCAUCAUGCCCACUCUCCUAACCUUGGUCUCUAACUCGGCCAAGGUCAUGGCCACAUCCGGCAUCGCUGUCAUACGACUCAUCAUCAGGCAUACACACUACCCUCGUCUCAUUCCUAUCGUGACCAGCAGCUGCCUGUCGAAAUCUGUGGCCGUAAGAAGGCGCUGUUUUGAGUUUUUGGACCUCUUGCUGCAGGAGUGGCAGACCAACUCUCUAGAGAGGAAUGUAGCUGUUCUGACAGAGACCAUCAAGAAAGGAGUCCAUGAUGCAGACUCCGAAGCCCGAUCAGUGGCCAGGAAGUGCUACUGGACGUUCCACGGCCACUUCAGCCGGGAGGCGGAGCAGCUGUUCCAGGCUCUAGAGUCGUCCUAUCAGAAGGCUCUCCAGUCCCACAUGAAGAGUUCUGACAGCAUCCUGUCCCUCCCUGCCUCAGACCGCUCCUCCUCCUCCUCACAGGAGAGCCUCAACCGCCCUCAGUCUGCCAAGAGCUCCAUGGGAAACACAGUGACCAGGACGAAAGCGGCUCCCUCCAGAGGUCCCUCCACCCCGGGCUCUCUCCAGCGUUCCCGUAGCGACGUGGACGUGAACGCUGCUGCCACCACUAGUGCCAAGUCCAGGAUGACUCCCGUGCCCGGCUCACCCGCCCCCUUCAGUGCUGCAUCAGCUCUGCCACCCGGCUCCUAUGCCUCUCUAGACAACACACCUGGUAACAUUAGACCAGUGGGCCGUGUGCGUACCAGGAGAACGAGUUCGGGGAGCAGCGUGAGUGCGAGUCCCUCUGUCAUAGACAGUAGGGGGAGGAGUCGAGCCAAAAUGGUGUCAGUGUCUCAACCUGGCAGUCGUUCUGGCUCCCCUGGUCGUCUCCUGAGCCAUACAUACGGCAGGAUCUCCAGGGCCACUGGAGGGACAACGCCAGCAGAAAGGAGGCCUAAAGUCCCCCGCAGCCAUGGCUGCAGCCGAGACACCAGUCCAGACAGAUCAGGCCUGGCGAGGAGUCGUAUCCCCCGGCCCAGCAUGAGUCAGGGCUGCAGCAGGGACACCUCUAGGGAGAGCAGCCGAGACACCAGCCCCGCUCGGGGAUUCUCUCCUCUGGCGUCCAGACGUGUCUCCCGCUCCACCAGUGCUCUCCACUCGGCUGAGUCUGUGGGCCACUCAGAGCGUCUAGGUCUGGCCCACCAGGCCCGUAUCUCAGCUUCUGUCAACGCCAUGAGGAUCCUCAACACUGGGACCGAGGUGGAGGCAGCUGUAGCCGACGCCCUGUUACUAGGAGACGCCAGGAACAACAAGCGGCGACCAGUCAGACGGCGGUACGAGUCCCCGGGGAUCUACUCAGACGACGACGCUAACAGCGACGCCAGCAGCGCCUGCUCUGAGCUCUCGUAUGGCUCGCGGAACGGCGGCCCGCCCCACUACAUGAGACAGACGGAGGACGUGGCCGAGGUGCUGAACCACUGUGCCAGUUCCAACUGGUCUGAGAGGAAGGAGGGGCUGCUGGGACUACAGAACCUGCUCGUUAGCCAGAGAAUUCUCAGUCGUGUGGAGCUGAAGAGAUUGUGUGAGAUCUUCACAAGGAUGUUUGCUGACCCACACAGCAAGGUGUUCAGCAUGUUUCUGGAGACCCUGGUAGACUUCAUCACCCUGCACAGAGAGGACGUGCAGGACUGGCUGUUUGUCCUGCUCACCCAGCUGCUGAAGAAGAUGGGAGCUGACCUCCUGGGUUCCGUACAGGCCAAGGUCCAGAAGGCUCUGGACGUCACCAGGGACUCGUUCCCGUUGGACCAGCAGUUUAACAUCCUGAUGCGUUUCAUCGUCGACCAGACCCAGACCCCCAACCUGAAGGUCAAGGUGGCCAUCCUGAGGUACAUUGAGGGCCUGGCCCGUCAAAUGGACCCCGCAGACUUUGUCAACUCCAGCGAGACGCGCCUGGCCGUCUCCCGCAUCAUCACCUGGACCACGGAACCAAAGAGCUCCGACGUCCGGAAGGCGGCUCAGGUGGUUCUGAUCGCCUUGUUUGAGCUGAACACCCCAGAGUUCACCAUGCUGCUGGGGGCCCUGCCCAAGACCUUCCAGGACGGAGCCACUAAACUGCUGCAUAGCCACCUGCGGAACUCCAGCAACACCAGAGAGGCUUCUCCCAGUAGCACCAUGGGACGGACUCCUCCCCCACCUCGCCACCCCAGCAGUCGCAGCAGCCCCCUCACCUCUCCCACCAACUGCUCCCAUGGGGGGGGGCUCUCUCCCAGCCGGCUAUGGGGUUGGAGUGCUGAUGGCCUGUCAAAGUACCCCCCUCCCUUCCCUUCUCUCUCCUCCACCCCUGCUGCACCCUCCCUCAAGACCCUGCGAAGUGCUUACUCUCCCAGCAUGUUGGAGUACGACACAGAGAACCUGAACACCGAUCAGAUCUAUAGCUCCCUGCGAGGCGUCACUGAGGCCAUCCAGAACUUCAGCUUCCGCAGUCAGGAGGACCUCAUGGAGCCAGGCAGAGGCAAGAGAGAGGACACGCCGGGUGUUGGAACAGCAUCACACUCUGGUGUUGAUGUGGUGGAGGGGCCCGGGGGUCGCACGGCCCUGGACAACAAGACCUCCCUACUCAACACCCCCUCCCCCCGUUCCUUCUCCGGCCCCCGGGGCCGCGACUACAACCCCUACAACUACUCUGACACCAUCAGCGCCUACGACAAGGCUGCGCUGAGAGAGACGGUGUACGAGGACGACGUGGAGCAGCUUCGAGAUGGCCGCCAAGAGUGUGGUGGAGAAAACAAGAUGCUGCACACCAAGAACAGUUCCCCUGCAGAGCAGCUGGGACUGGUGGCUGAGCUGCUGAAGGAGCUGUCUAGCCCCAGUGAGAGGCCAGAGGAGAGGAGGGGAGCCCUGGUGGAGCUGCUGAAGAUAGCCCGGGAGGACAGCCUGGCCGUGUGGGAGGAACACUUCAAAACCAUGCUGCUCCUGCUGCUGGAGACUCUGUCAGACCAAGAUCACACCAUCCGGGCCCUGGCGCUACGAGUGCUGAAGGAGAUCUUACGCAACCAGCCGGCCCGCUUCAAGAACUACGCAGAACUCACCAUCAUGAAGACCCUGGAGCUACACAAAGACUCCCACAAAGAGGUUGUGCGGGCAGCAGAGGAGUCAGCCUCCACCCUGGCCGGCUCCAUCCACCCAGAACAGUGUAUCAAGGUGCUGUGUCCCAUCGUGCAGACGGCUGACUACCCCAUCAACCUGGCUUCCAUCAAGAUGCAGACCAAGGUGAUAGAACGCAUCACCAAGGAGUCCCUCCACCAGCUGCUGCCUGACAUCAUACCAGGACUACUGCAGGGGUAUGACAACACAGAGAGCAGUGUGAGGAAGGCCAGUGUGUUCUGUCUGGUGGCUGUCUACUCUGUCAUCGGUGAAGAGUUGAAGCCCUACCUGGCCCAGCUCACAGGAAGCAAGAUGAAGCUGCUGAACCUGUACAUAAAGAGAGCCCAGACGUCCACCAGCAACAGCAGCAGCUCCUCAGACAUCUCCUCAUACUAAUGAACAUGGCCCUCCGGCUCCAUCCGUGUGUGUGCAGGUACAUACAGUACAGGGUUGUGUUCAUAGGGCACCAAACGGUGCAAAACAGACUGAAACAGGAAUGGACUACGUGGACUACUGGUCCAAUCAGAAACACUAAUUGUAUUAUAUUUUUACCGUUUUGAAAUAUUUUCCAUGGCGUGCCCUAAUGAACGCGACCCAGAUAGGGAAACAGUUGUGCCUCAAUCUUUCUUUCCAGACUUCCUUGUAGUUUUAAUGUAUUAUAAUAAAGGCUGUAGGCUGUUUUUGUUGGGAAACCCUACGCCUGUCGCAAUCAACAUUUUAUUUCCUUCUGUUUUGUCGUCUUGUAAAUACUUUAAUUCCACAUUUUAUUAAGAUUUGAAUGCAACACUACUUCAAUACCUAGUCAAAUGAAUGUAAAGAGCAUUGAAGGAAACCUGAGUCCUUUAUAAACCGUCUGAAAGGUUUUAAUGUUGAUGGAAGCAGAGUGUCGCUCUGUACACGACCGCCUCAUUGCCUCUAGUGUUCCUUCUCGCAAUGGAUAGAUAGGCUUAUUUGGAAACGUGUUUGGUUAUUUGUAAAGGGGCAAUUUAAAGAUUUCGAUAGUAAUUGUUCCAUAGUAUUUGGCGUCUGAAGAAUUUGUUCUUCGUGGUGACGCUAUGUUUUUAAGCCUGUAUUUAAAGAAUAUUCCUUGUAGAAUUUCUCAGUUAGUGAGAAUCUAAAAACGUUCAUUUCCAUUAGUGGGAGAAGAUCAUUUGGCUGGCCAAUGAUUAGUACAUGCAGUGAAAAGCUGUGUUGAAUAAGCCUCUGUUAACUGCCUAUGUGUGUAACACCUGUGUUUCGACUGUGUGGUUUGGGCCCCAACAACUGGUGAAGGAAUAUUUUCCAUUUUCGCAAGGAUUACAUUAUCACCCUUCAUAUGUUAUUAUGAAAGGGGAGUUAUUGGUUGAGUUGGUAGAGGUUUGGGUCUGCUGUUUUUUGUGCUUUAACAUUCGGGCACGUUGUAAUGAGUCAAAACUACUGGGAUCUGAAGUAUUCUUGCAAUGUAAAACCGCAAUGAAGAGUCCUAGAAUUUUCAAAUGUGAACUAUUUUGUCUAAAAAUAAAAUAUGGGCAAUACCUAUUUGUCAUAUAGUAUGAAGACCUUGACAAUCUGACAUAUUAGUCGAUAAUCUAAGGACAUUGUAAGUGCCAGUGCUCAACAAAAAAUCUUUACCAUUUUAAAGACACAAGAGGCAACAAAAUAAAAAGAUAAGAAGUUUUUGUCUUUUGAAUUGAAUGCAGCAAUAAUGAAUUAGUAACAAAAAAUCCAAAUACUUGGAUGAACUUUUUUGUCAAAGCACUGUAAAUGACCAUUGUAAGUUAACCGUCCUUGUUUGAAAUGUAUAGAUGCCAUUUUUUAGCGCUCCUAUGAAAUGUUACUGCUGCUUUAGAAAUACUAAUCAUGGCGUUAAACCUAAUGUAUUUUACUCUCCUUAUUAUGAAUGUUAAAGGUACAGUUUCGGUUAGAACUACAAUUCAGAGUUUGGGUCAAUUCCAUUUCAAUUCAACCCAUUCAGAAAUUCCAUUUCCCAAUUUUCCCCAAUGCUUGUCUAUGGGGAUAAAAAUGAAAUUGGAAUUUCAGUUUACUUCCUGAUUUGAUUGAAGUGAAUUGAGCCCAACCCUGUUAAUUUAAAGUCAAGAUAAGUGUGGCGUGUUACUGAGAACACUAUCGGGCCUUACUGUUUCUGUAGUACAGUUUCACUACAUUGACUGUUAAAUGUACUGUAACAGUGCACAAUAAUUCUUUUUUUCUCAAAUGUGAGAAUUCUUAGCAAUUUUAUCAGCUAUGGACUGGAUGGAACAUUGGCUAGGACCAAGUCCAAAAUGUUGUCAAGUACAAACACAGUAUUUUUUUUGUUAGACCUGCCUGUUGCAAUUGAAUCAAAAAUGAAACUCAAAAUUAGUGUUUUGUACAGUACUUUUAAUCAUUGAUUCACAAACUUGUUAUAAAAAGAGAGUCAGAGAGAGACCUCAUUUGCAUGCGAGGGAACUUGCAAUAUUAUACCCAGCAACCUCAAUGAUUAACUAACAUUGCCAACUCUGACUUUAUGUUGAAGAAACGUUGCUUCUAAUCUAUGAAUGUCUGGUCAGCUUGUAUUAUAUAACACACACACACACUAUUGAUAUCCAUCACAGCUACCAAGCUAGGGCUGAUUUAACAGACCAAACAUUGUAUACUAUACUGUAACUGUAUGCUGUGUGCACACAUUGGCCUGUAUCAAAAACCAAACCCUAUUAUCCUCAAGCCAUGUAUCUUGAGCGUGUAUUUGCUUGUGCCUUGUUUUUUUACAGUACACCUGCCUGGCAAUAUUAAUCCAUACCAAUAGCUUCUGAAUACUGCUUUUGAAUUGUUAUUUUUGCCCCUAUUUUGAAAUACUGUAUUAUAUGUCAUGAAUUAUACAGGAAAUGUGUUGCGUUGAAGACCAAGGUUAUGUCCCAAGUGGCACCCUAUUCCCUACCCAGUGCACUACUUUUGACCAGAGCCUUAUGGGACCCGGUCAAAAGUAGUGCCCUAUAUAGGGCAAUAGGUUCCAUUUGGGAUGCAUCCCAAGGCUGCUAUAAAUAAAGCCAAUAGUUUAAUAGCAGUAUUUUCCACAGAUGUAAUAUUGGCUUGGCUGUUCUAUUCCUUGUGAACCACUUACAAUGCAUGCUUCUUUUAUUUAGCUUCAGUCAUUGUUUUAUCCCUCCCGUACCUAUAUUUAUAUGCCGUCUGUUAUAUUUUCUGUGUAUUAUGACAACUGUACAUAUUUCAUGUUUUGUUCACUUCUUUCUCCCGUGAUAGAAUUUGUUGAAAUUUAAACUUGAAAUAAACCAACUUCAGUCCCUGUCUGAAGCAUGUAAUCACA
Messenger RNA from Salvelinus fontinalis (brook trout), 8938 nucleotides. RefSeq names its product CLIP-associating protein 1-B-like. The transcript is spliced from 33 exons. The record is from RefSeq and is a predicted model, not a curated record. Bases 1996 to 6051 code for a protein of 1351 amino acids. Lineage: Eukaryota; Metazoa; Chordata; Actinopteri; Salmoniformes; Salmonidae. Gene Ontology annotation, biological process: mitotic spindle assembly. Gene Ontology annotation, cellular component: spindle microtubule; mitotic spindle; cytoplasmic microtubule. Gene Ontology annotation, molecular function: kinetochore binding; microtubule binding.